Propithecus coquereli (Coquerel's sifaka) is the source of this 1650-nucleotide messenger RNA. It is a transcript of the gene RAB31, whose product is annotated as RAB31, member RAS oncogene family. NCBI's taxonomy places the organism in Eukaryota, Metazoa, Chordata, Mammalia, Primates, Indriidae. The transcript is spliced from 7 exons. The coding region runs from base 232 to 819 and encodes 195 amino acids. The record is from RefSeq and is a predicted model, not a curated record. Gene Ontology annotation, molecular function: GTPase activity; GTP binding.
CCGCCCGGGGGCGUUCCCGGGAGCCGGGGGGCCGCCGAGGGUAGACCCGCCGCGCCCGGGAGGAGCCAGGCGGCCACGUGACCCGCCGCGGCGGGGCCGGCGGCCCAGAAAUAGCGGCGGCGGCGGUUCCGCCCGCGGGCGGCGCGAGCCAGGCCGAGACGCGAGGACGCCGGCUGGGCGGGCGGGCGCGGAGGAUGCCUCAGAGCCCCGGCCUGGCCCGGCCCCGAGCACAUGAUGGCGAUACGGGAGCUCAAAGUGUGCCUCCUCGGGGACACCGGGGUUGGGAAAUCAAGCAUCGUGUGUCGAUUCGUCCAGGAUCACUUUGACCACAACAUCAGCCCUACCAUCGGGGCAUCUUUUAUGACCAAAACUGUGCCUUGUGGAAAUGAACUUCACAAGUUCCUCAUCUGGGACACUGCUGGUCAGGAACGGUUUCAUUCCUUGGCUCCCAUGUACUAUCGAGGAUCUGCUGCAGCUGUUAUAGUGUAUGAUAUCACCAAACAGGAUUCAUUUCAUACCUUGAAGAAAUGGGUUAAAGAGCUGAAAGAACAUGGUCCAGAAAACAUUGUAAUGGCUAUUGCUGGAAAUAAAUGUGAUCUCUCAGAUAUUAGGGAGGUGCCCCUGAAGGAUGCUAAGGAAUAUGCUGAAUCCAUAGGUGCCAUCGUGGUGGAAACAAGCGCAAAAAAUGCUAUUAAUAUCGAAGAGCUCUUUCAAGGAAUCAGCCGCCAGAUCCCACCCUUGGACCCCCAUGAAAACGGAAACAGUGGGACGAUCAAACUUGUGAAGCCGGGCGCACAAGCCAGCCGGCGGUGCUGUUAACCCAGGGGCCACGGUGCUUGAAGAAGCCGGAGCCCACGCCCCUGUGCGCUGCCGAAGGACCCCACGCUCGGUGGCCUGCACCUUGCUUUGAGAAGAGUGAGCACCCUGGCUUUGCAUCCUGGAAGCUCUGCUGGAGCAGAGCAGGAAAUGCCCCCCAAAAAGGAAUUUGGAAAACUCUGGAAAAACCCACUAUACCGUCACAAAAUGGCCUUUAGUGCGUGAAAUGCACAUGGGAGGAUUUGUACUUAUUAGGUAAUAAGUAUAGUUGCAUUUUUUUGUUAAAAACCUUAAAAAAUUCUUGGAUUUGUACAAAAGUCUUGCUGCCUUAUGUGUAUGGGAUUCUAACGUGGUGUUCCACUUGGAUGUCCUGUUUACCUAGCCAAACUUCAGUAACUUCUUCAGUGCCAUUGCCUUUGCUACCUAACCGACCUUCACUGGAGGGAAAUUUAAUUUAGAAAGUUAGUUUUUAGCUAGCUUUGGAAGUAAGCCUUUAUUUAUUACUUUUCUGAAGGAAAUCAGAGAAGUGUAAUUGGACCAUUGCUCGGACUGAGACUUGAGCUAUUAUAAAAGAGGAGAGAGAUGUAUUAGAAACUGUUGUCUACAUCUCUUUUAAUUGGUGGACAUUUUUCUAAGUUUUAGCCAUAUAUAAACAAACCAAAUUGGACUAAAUACAAUAUUGCAUAUAAUUCUGGGAUUGGGAAGCCUAGUUUGAAAGAGUCAUUUAAGCAAUGACUGUGUAAGCGGUGAUAAAUGUAGGAUAUAAAUAUUAUUCAAGAAACCACCUGACAUGCAUCACCAGCAUACUAAUAAAUUCCUACUCUCUUAGGUAAG